Messenger RNA from Amblyraja radiata (thorny skate), 4234 nucleotides. It is a transcript of the gene pigq, whose product is annotated as phosphatidylinositol glycan anchor biosynthesis, class Q. Bases 144 to 2015 code for a protein of 623 amino acids. The transcript is spliced from 12 exons. Gene Ontology annotation, biological process: GPI anchor biosynthetic process. NCBI's taxonomy places the organism in Eukaryota, Metazoa, Chordata, Chondrichthyes, Rajiformes, Rajidae. Gene Ontology annotation, cellular component: membrane; endoplasmic reticulum. The record is from RefSeq and is a predicted model, not a curated record.
CACAGACAGCGCCGGCCGGCCGGGCCCGACAGACCAGACCAGACCAGACCAGACCACUACAAGCCGCAGCCCACGGAGAAGGGAGGUCAUGUGGCUGGCGACCUGUCAUCUUACACAGAGUGAAGAAUUUGUGAAAUCAUAACAUGGUUAUCAAGGUGUUUUUUCCAAGUUGCUGCCCAGAAGCAGAGAGUGGCCUGCUGUUAGGUCGCUGGAUUCCAGAGCAGAAUGCUGCCGUGGUCCUGGCAAUUAUUCACUACCCUUUCAUCCCUGGGCAAGUGAAGCAGUAUCUCGAGCAGAUUAAGAACGAGACUACGGUAAACGUCUCUGUGCUUGGAUCCUGGAGCAGUCACAGUUCUCGGACAAAGGACAACAUUGACCAGUUUCUGCAAGAUCUGAGCUCCAUCUUUCCGCAUGAUUUCUGGUUCCAGCUAACGCAGGAGAAAGAAAGCAGAUCAGUAUUCAAAUGUCACGUGGUUCAACAAUGCGACAGCAAGAACGACAAGGAAAAUGUUAUCUUAAUCCACUACGAUCAACGCAAGGUUAUGCUGUCAAAGUUACAUGAUGUAGAUUCUAAAAGCAUCGGGUGCAACCACAACACUGGAGAGGAGGGAGAAGCAAUUACCUCGGAUUUUGCUGCAAUUUUUGAUAUUGUCGCUAAAUGCGAACUUUUGUUUAUGAUUGACAAAUAUGAUGAAACUCCAAUCAAAUUUACUCACUGGCAGUCUGAAGGACGAGAGACUAGUAUUAUUGUGGAACUUGCAAAGCAAGCAUCGGUGCCUGUGUGUAUGGUCCUUUUGUUCCUGGUGACUUUUGUGUUGAAUAUCUGCAAAAGCAGAGUAUUAAACGUAUGGCCUCUGCACAUUUUAUGGAGUAGGCUGACAACAUGUGUGCAACUUGCACAUCGCUUGGACCACUUGCAGACGAUUGCAAGUUCUACAAAAGCACAGAGUCACACAGAAUUUAUGAGAAAAGCCAACCUCUUUGUUUCAUUCCUAAUUGAUGUGGGCCUUGGAAUGUUGCUGAUCUCAUGGCUUUAUCAGCAGAAUCGUAUUGGCCAGUUAGCGGAUGCUCUCAUCCCAGCUGCUGAUAGGAAGAUUAACGAGGACAGUGUGGAGAAGUCCUCAAGGACUUUAGUCGGGCCUUUCAAUCGGUACUGCUUGAUAAGCUGGUCUGAAGGGUUAGAGCACAUGGGAUCCAGGAUGGGAUUGAAGCAUAUUGCGAAAGAGUUAGAGAUACUGUUGGAGUGGCUGAUGGGAGCUCCAGCUGGUUUGAAGAUGAACAAAGCACUAGACGAAGUACUGGGACAUUUUUUUCUUUAUCACAUCCAUCUUUGGAUAAGUUAUAUCCAUCUGAUGUCACCAUUUAUUGAGAUGAUCCUGUGGUAUGUUGGACUAUCAGCAUGUCUAGGCUUGACAGUGGCGUUAUCCAUUGGUUCUGACAUUAUUGCCUUGCUGACAUUUCACAUCUACUGUUUUUAUGUAUAUGGGGCCAGAAUCUAUUGUUUGAAGAUCUAUGGCUUGUCAUCUCUCUGGCGGUUGUUCAGAGGGAAGAAAUGGAAUGUUCUGAGGCAGCGUGUGGACUCCUGCAGUUAUGAUUUAGAUCAGUUGUUUAUUGGGACAUUACUGUUCACAGUUCUUCUGUUCCUCUUGCCAACGACAGCGCUGUAUUACCUCGUCUUUACACUGCUACGAUUGGUGGUGGUGGUAAUUCAGGGUUUCAUUCACUUGCUCGUGGACCUCAUUAACUCUCUCCCAUUAUACGCAUUAGGACUCAGACUGUGCCGUCCUUACGUCCUUGCAGCUGGUGUAAAGUUUGACGUAUUCCAGAAGGUUGCUGGUAAACCUCUUCACUUGUUGAUGCAGAUUAAUCCGUUGACCUAUGGAAUGAUAAUCAAACGCUACAGACUUCCAACCUACAGCUCUUAUCCAAAAGACUCCUGGGCAGCGCUUUGUAAGAAGCUGUUUAUUGGGAGACUGAUUUAUCCAUGGAAACGCAGAAAUGAGAAACAAGACUGAGGAAAUGCAGUCAAAGAGGGGAGCAGUCUUAAAGUCCGUGUCCAUUUUCCUGCAUUACCCCUGGAUUGCUCUUUGUUUUAAAAAAUGAUAUGUUUUUUUCUUUUAAAUAAGGUUGAAUUGCCAUAUUUGUUUAAGAAAGAAAAUCUUUAAUAUCAGAUUUAUUUUACUAUUACCAAAAUUAUGGUGUCGAAUUGCCAGUAGAUAACAUAAUACUGCUGUUUUUUUAAUAACAUACAAUAAAGAUAAAAUGUUAAAAUAUCCCUUAGGAUAUUAAAUGUAUCCAUGUCUCAGGGUACCGUUCCACAUUUUACCUCUUCCAUUAGAGCAAACAUGCUUUUUUAUUUAUUGGUUAGGUAGAAGAUUUGAAAUUUAUAAGAAUGCACUUCUGUUUGCUGUAUGUAUGCAACAUUAUUGCACUGUUUUUAGAUAAAAUCAUGUUUCAUUCAUUAAGGGAAUGUAUUUCAUUUUUGUAUUUAGUAACAUAUUGGUACUUUAAAUGCCCAACUGAAUCCUAAUUUUCUUUUACCAAUUAUUCUGAGCCAUUUAAAAAAAAAUCUAAUUAACGCAAUCAUCUCUCAAUUGAAUACAGUGGUAUAAUCUGCAUUAAUUUUGGAGAAAUUGAAAAGGGAAAUUCCCCAUUUAAAAAAUGAAAACUAAUAUCUGUCAAUCUGAUAUAAUAACCAUGUGUUUGCCUGCAAUGGAACAAUCUGACUAAAUAGUUUUGCAUUUUCCUCACUUCCUUGAUUAUGAUGUUGUUUUCCAGAUGUACAGAGAAGGACGACUUAAAUGUUACCUUUCUCUACCCAUCGCUGUGCCCAAACAAUGUUUGUCUUUUUUUCGGGAAAAAUACAAUAUUUUAAUAAUGCAUUUUAUAGCACAAACCUGUUACCAUGCAAUUGUUUAAAAAUAACGUGUUCCUUCUCUGCACAACAUGAUGUCUAUAGUUCUUCGCUCUUGCCUGAAAGCUAUUUUCCUGGGCCAGUCAUAACAUUUUCUGGAAGGGGUUAUAUUGUCUUUUGAUCUUGUGAUGAAUCUAACAGAUUGUAAUAUGAAUACUUUCAUUGGCCUGGGAUUUCCUGAAAGCUCACACUGAAACAAUGACAUCAGCAAUGUUGCUUUUAUAAUAUAAGAAAUGUACAUCUGAGUUUGCUGGCUUGUUUUUUUUUGUUUUUUUUACUAAAACUCUUCCAUAAUUCUCAUUUGCUAAUAUACAAAAUUGCAUGUAAAAUUAUUGACUCCUAGUAACUAUAUAUCUAAACCUGAAGAUUUUGGUACAACAAAUUUCUAUUUCUAGUGUUUAAUGGCUACUUAUUUUUCACUUAGUCAUACAACUUCAGUUCUUUAUCAAUGCAUGCAUCAUUCAUGUAUCAGAAUAAUUUGUAAUUGAAAUUGAUCAUAGUCAUACAGCACAGAAAACUAUGUCCUCCUUAAACCUAUGUCCUCUGGUUCUUGAUUCUCCUACCCUGGGUUAAAGACUCAGAUCUUCUCUAAGAUCACCUCUUUAGGAUAACACCUCAUCCUUCUGCGCUCCAAGGAAUAAAGUCCGAGCCUGCUAAAUCUCUCUUAAUAGCUCAGGCCCUCAAAUGCUGGCAACAUCCUCGUAAAUCUUCUCUGCACUAUUUGCAGCUUAACAACACCUUCCCUAUAGCAGGGUGACAAGACUGAACCCAAUACUCCGAAUGUGGCCUCACCAAUGUCUAGGACAACUGUAACAGAACAUCCAACAAUCAAAUCCAACCUUUGUCUUUCCCUGUAUGCCCUGGGACAGGAAUUUGUUCUCAGUUCCUUAUACUAAAUGUACAAUAUAGCAGCUCUGUGUUAUACUCCUCUGAGGAAGAAUUGCUGUGUCCAAUGUGCACAAGAUGUUUUACAAACUUCAGUUUUCAUAGACUGCGGGUCAGAGGGAAUGUGGUACGUUUUGUAGUUUCCAAUAGCCUAAUUAUUGAUGAUGAUUUCCCUUUACCCCACUUAUUACAUGCCUGGUUGUAACUUCCAGGCAGAUGGGAAUGAGAUUCUCUGGAGGUUUUAGGGUGCAACUCUCCAGUAGAUAAAUCAGUUUGAAUUGUCUGAUUUUGUGAAAUUACUGACCACAUAUGUGAUCAAAUUGAUUUUCUGCAGACAAUAUUACUUUCAGAAUUGUACUACCUGGUUUUGUAAAAGUCAAAUUGUUGAUAAAAAUGAAAAUUGAUUAGCAUAGUGAAUAAAAUCUCUCAAUGUCA